Messenger RNA from Peniophora sp. CBMAI 1063, 1041 nucleotides. The record is from the annotation of a GenBank genome assembly. Lineage: Eukaryota; Fungi; Basidiomycota; Agaricomycetes; Russulales; Peniophoraceae.
AUGUCCCACACCACUCCUUCCAAGAUUCAUGCGCCUAAGCCUCAGCGGGCGUACCCGGGGUCUCCCCGACUUGCGCGGCCCACUUCGCCCUCCUCGAUCACGCCGCACGGUUCGAACACCAGUCAUCGCGGACACGGGUCGUCCCGUCAGCACCAACCGGCCUCUCGCCCUGCAGAGUACCAUCGCUCCCCAAUCCCACCACAUGCCCGCCUGCCAUCCACUCGGAGCCAAGCCCCUCCUUCCUACAAUCAGCCCACAUCUGCGCGCCGCCCGCGACCCCCCGUCAAGCACGAGUUGCUCAAGAUGGGAGAUAUCGUUUUGGUGGUCGAGUCGGCGCAGUACCCUCUCUUCCAGUUCAUCGACUCGAAGGAGGGUGGUGCAUCUCGCACCGAUGACUAUUGUGGCCAUCGUCAGAUGUAUCUGGCUGGGGCGGGUGGUUCUUGCAGGGAAGACCCUCGCCCGGCCAUGAUCGUCAAACCAGACGCCGACGGGAAGCAUACCGUCAUGCUCUUGAGUCGAUGGAGCGGGCGCUGCUGGGAGUCUCUCUCGUCCCUCAUCCAGUACCUGUCUGUCGAAGUCGAGCGCGAGGGCUUCAAGCCUGAGAAGAAGCAUCUGAGCGAAUUGGCCGUCAAGAUCGAGGGAUGGCGCUCUGAAGAUGUAUCGUAUAUGAUUCUGCACUCGCACAAACUCAAUCCCCAUAGUGGCUCAAAGCGCGGACAUGUCGUUGGCGUAGCGCCAUACAAAUUGGCUAACAGCCCCGAGGCUGUCGAGAGAUUACUGCUCCUCGAACAGUUUGUGAAGAAAGCAUGGCUCGAAAAGCCACAGGCCGAACGUGACGACGUCAUCAUGCAGUUCUUUAGGGAUGCGAACUGGACCGAUACGCGUGGGAGCGACACACCAUCACCUAGCAGCUUCUAUCGCGCGCCGCAAGUGCAUACCCCCGGUGGUACAAUCAUCCGCCCUCAGAUGCGCUCCGCUUAUAACUCCCCGGCAAUUUCUCGUGCUUCGUCGCCAGCUCUCGUCAUGCGCAACCUGUUGUAA